AUGACAUUCAUCUAUUUCCUCGAUCAUGCAUGUGGCUUUUCCGAGGGUAACGUCAUCAAUUCGCUUCUCUUGACACAAAACAUCGGAACCAAUCAAACAAUAGUCGUGGAUGCAAACGGACAAGGGGACUUUAUAUCAGUACAAGCCGCAAUUGAUCAUGUCCCCAGUCGGAACUCAAGAUGGAUUGCCAUUCACAUCAACAAGGGAAUCUACAGAGAGAAGGUUAAAAUACCGAGUGACAAACCUUAUAUAUUCAUGAGGGGUAGUGGAAAAGGAAAGACAUCCAUUGUGUGGUCUCAAAGGUCAGAAAAGAGCUAUGAAUCAGCCACAUUCAAAGUUGAAGCUCCACAUUUUGUUGCAUUUGGUAUCAGCUUUAAGAACACAGGUGCGAAAAAAAACUCGGUGGCAGUAUUUUUGGAAGCAGACAAAGGUGCAUUUUACGAUUGUGCAUUUUUCAGCAACCAUAACACUCUGUAUGACUAUAAGGGAAGGCACUAUUACCACAAUUGUUACAUCCAAGGCUCUAUGGAUCUCAUCUUUGGACUCGGACAAGCUAUGUUCCAUGAUUGUGAGAUAUUUGUGAUUGGUAAUCGGGGACUUGAAAUCGGAGGAUCAAUUGCCGCCAACCACAGGCAAAGCCAUGAAGAAAAUAGUGGGUUUGUGUUUUUGAAGGGUAAAGUGUACGGAGUUGGAGAUGUGCACUUGGGUAGAGCCAAAGGGUCACAUUCUAGGGUUGUUUUUGCAAAUACCUACUUGUCCAAGACUGUUUCUCGUCAAGGCUGGACAAAAAGGAACUAUAAAGGCAAUACAAACAAUUUGCACCAUGCUGAAUAUCAAUGUCACGGGCCGGGUUCUGAUUCUGUAAAGCGGGCCCAUUGGUCCAAACAACUAGCUUAUAAAGAUGCUAUCAACUUCCUCACCGUUGAUUUCAUCACAGGCCAAGAAUGGCUGCCUGCAUGGUUUUGA
Messenger RNA from Striga hermonthica, 966 nucleotides. NCBI's taxonomy places the organism in Eukaryota, Viridiplantae, Streptophyta, Magnoliopsida, Lamiales, Orobanchaceae. The record is from the annotation of a GenBank genome assembly.